UUCCGCAACCGCGCCUUCGAGAUCGGCUUCAUCAUCUCCAUGUCGCUGACGCAAGUGGUAGCGGAAUUCCUGAUCUCGGGCUUCGGCGUCAUCCUGCCGUACCUAGUCGAGGAGUUUCCUGACCCGUCCGUGUCGCAGCUGUGGCCCACGAGCGUCAUGACGCUGGUCGUGGCGUCGCUGACGCUGCCCUGCUCCCGCGCCGUCGACAUGUACGGCGGGUACCCGUUCUUCCUGGCCGGGGUGCUGUGGCUGGCGCUGUGGGCGCUGCUGGGCGGCUUCGCGCGCAGCGAGGUCUUCCUCGUCGUCGCGCGCGCCAUGCAGGGCCUCGCCAUCACCGCCAUCCAAUGCGGCGCCUUCCAGCUCAUCGGCACCACGUACCCGCCCGGCCGCAAGCGCAACGUCGUCCUCGGCCUGUACGGCGCGUGUGCCCCCGUCGGCUUCUUCGCUGGCAUCGGCACCUCCGGCCUCGCUGUCCAGUUCGCCUCGUGGAACGUCUACUUCUACACCGCCGCCGGCGCCUCCCUCUUCGUCGCCGUGCUGGCUUACAUCACCGUGCCCACGACGGCCGUGGCCCGCUCGUCCUCCGCCGCCGAAAAGGGCCUCUCCAUGGACUGGCUGGGCACCGUGACCAUCACGCCGGGGCUCUUCCUGCUCGCGUACGCCAUGGCCGCAAGCUCGCACGUAUCGGGGGGCUGGCGAUCCGCCGAAGUGCUCACGACACUGCUACUCGGCCUUGCGCUGCUGGGACUCGCGCUCCUCGUCGAGCUGCGCAUCGCAGCGUGCCCACUGCUGCCGGCGCGCUUCUUCCGCAUCCGCUCCACGCUGCCCUUCUGCGUCGCCGGCCUCUUCUUCUACGCCACCUUCGGCACCUUCCUCUUCUACAGCACCUUCUACAUGCGCGACAUCAUGCACGGGUCGGGCCUGCAGACGGUGCUGUGGUACCUGCCGCUGGCGGUCGGGGGCUUCGUCGUCGCGGCCGUGGGCGGCUCCGUCCUGCACGCCCUGCCCAACACGUACCUGCUGUGGUUCAGCGGCGCCGCGUGGACGCUCGCGCCCCUGCUGCUGGCCUUCGCACCCGCCACCUCCGCCCCCACCCGCACCAUCUACUGGGGCUUUGUGUUUCCCGCCAUGAUCUGCGCCACCCUCGGCCUCGACCUCACGUACACCAUCUCCACCGUCUUCUUCUCCACCACCCAGCCCGCGCGCUACCAGGCGCUGGCCGGGGCCGUCGCGAGCGUCCUCGUCAACUUGGGCAUUAGUUUCAGUCUCGCGUUCGCGGACAUUGUGGAGAGCGUGGAGAAGAACCGCGGGAAAGGCUUGCUGGAGUGCUAUCGCGCGGUGUUUUACUACGCGGGCGCGAGCGCGUACGUCGGCUUCGUGGUCUGCUUGCUGUGGGUCCGGAUUCCGAAGGCGGACAAGGACUUG
Messenger RNA from Aplosporella prunicola CBS 121167, 1425 nucleotides. RefSeq lists its product as uncharacterized. The record is from RefSeq and is a predicted model, not a curated record. Gene Ontology annotation, biological process: transmembrane transport. The annotation marks the transcript as partial. Gene Ontology annotation, molecular function: transmembrane transporter activity. The transcript has a single exon. NCBI's taxonomy places the organism in Eukaryota, Fungi, Ascomycota, Dothideomycetes, Botryosphaeriales, Aplosporellaceae. Gene Ontology annotation, cellular component: membrane.